Lactuca virosa is the source of this 303-nucleotide messenger RNA. Lineage: Eukaryota; Viridiplantae; Streptophyta; Magnoliopsida; Asterales; Asteraceae. The record is from the annotation of a GenBank genome assembly.
AUGGAAAUAUCGAGAAUUAUAAACAUAGACAGAAAAGAUCAUAACCAGAAAAAGCAAAUUCGUUACCUGAUCGGAGAGCUGGCGGCGGUGGAGAUCGGAGAUCGGAGAGCUGAGUCGACAAGGAUGAUGGUGGUAGAGAUCGAAGAGCUGCGCACUGUGGCUAGAGAGAAGAAGAUGGGAGAUGGAGAAGAAAUUGUGAUUGGAGGCGUCUUCUGUGAAUCGUAUCCGAACGGAGAUGACAGCGAUAAGGAGGGAGAUGGCAGCGACAGGAGCUGUUCGAUGGAGGCGAUGGAGGAGGCGUGA